Messenger RNA from Volvox carteri f. nagariensis, 558 nucleotides. RefSeq lists its product as uncharacterized. Bases 1 to 558 code for a protein of 185 amino acids. The record is from RefSeq and is a predicted model, not a curated record. The transcript is spliced from 3 exons. NCBI's taxonomy places the organism in Eukaryota, Viridiplantae, Chlorophyta, Chlorophyceae, Chlamydomonadales, Volvocaceae.
AUGCAACAACCUUCGGGUAUCAAGUUGAGACAGUUAUACCGCAUUCACUCCCAGCAGGUGACCCUUGAUCCUAGCGUGAAGCAGCAGGUCGACCGUCUGCGGUUAAUUCGAGACUGCGCUGAAGACGUUCUGGAUGCGGUUAUCGGCUGCAGCAUCGAUCCCCCCUUGGAGGAUGUAGCCACGGCUGUGAACUUGGCUUUCCCAGUCAUCCAAAUGCUUGCCUGCGAGGGCAUUCAUCACGCAAGGACUGUCGACAACGGCAUGCCGCCGGCAGCAAUGGCAGCUUGUCGCAACCUGGUGGUGGCGAGCCGCAAUGCUCUGGGGCGGCGAGUGCGGAAUGGGAAUCCGCCCCUGGAGCUCAGACAACGAGCUCGGUGCAAUCAAUUAGGGGUAGCGCCGAUGCCGGAGCUGUCUGCGUGGCUGAAUGAGCACGGCCGCCCAGACCGAGUGGCAUCUAUUAUGGCCAUGUCGGUUAGGCAGGAGGAGAGGAAGAGACUCCUGCUGGCCGAGGUCAAGUCGGUUUGCGUUCCAAAGCAUGGCAUGAGUGAGAUCUGGUGA